Messenger RNA from Copidosoma floridanum, 851 nucleotides. RefSeq lists its product as uncharacterized. Lineage: Eukaryota; Metazoa; Arthropoda; Insecta; Hymenoptera; Encyrtidae. The record is from RefSeq and is a predicted model, not a curated record.
GCGCGUUUGUUGUGUGUGUGUUUUUUUUUUUUCCUCUCUCGACUGGUCUGCAGUUAUUUGGCGCUUUGGUUCGCAGUGUGCGUUUAAUAUGCGAGUGACGAGUAUCUCGGUGCGGAGUGAGAUACAACAGAUACAUAGAGAGGCGGAAAAGAGGGGAACACGAGUAUGUAUAUAGCCUCGUCGCUUCUCGCCCUCCUCGCGACGACUGAUGCUUUUCGCGUAUUAUAGUAACAGCUUCGACUCCGCGGGAUGAUGAUACCGUUAUGGUGAUGCAGAGCCGCCCUACACUUGGAUCCUUUGACAACCAAAGUUCCGCAAACAAACGUUAAGAUAACGAUGAUGAUUUUGUGAAAAUGUCGUUUGAAACGGAGGGUCUGAAAGGAGGUCUGCGUUUGCAAAGAUGGUUAAUAGGACUACUUAUCUUUUUAUUGGCGUCUUUGUUGGCGAUCAACAGCUUUACAAUCAGUCAAUUCCAAAUUGUUUCAUCCGGAAAUUCCACCUAUCAAGUCCGCUACGACGAACCGGAAGCCUCGACGCCAACCCCACUGACGCCCACGACUUUGUCAUCGAGAAGCCUGUCGCCCGAGCACACUGGCUACCUGGUGUAUAACAAAGGCUGCCGCAUCCCCGACCUCGACCCCUUCGAGCCGUCCGUAUCGCGCUACAUCGACAAAGCCACGCCGAUAAUUUGCGAACACGGCACCCACUUGCCCCUCGUCGAGUCGAACAACAGCGCGAUUUUCGUGAACCCGAAAGCUCGAGCCCACUUUUACAACGAGUCCGAGACCGUCGAUUGCUGCUGGCGCAGUCUCUGGCGCUCCCCGAACGGCGGCGACAAUAACUUUACGUAA